Molecule: messenger RNA, 2074 nt
Organism: Petromyzon marinus (sea lamprey)
Lineage: Eukaryota; Metazoa; Chordata; Hyperoartia; Petromyzontiformes; Petromyzontidae
Source: RefSeq, a predicted model, not a curated record
AUGGACCUUCGCCGAGCGAGCGGCUUGGCAAAGUGUGGCCCGCGUUUUGGCGACGGAGCGUCGGGGCCAACGGCGUGGCCGUCGCGCCUCGUCCGGCCGUUUGUGGCCGCGCCGGCCAUCGACGGCCGGCGCCGGGGGUGCCGGGCGACGCCAACGAAUUUUCGCCGCCUGCCUCCGUCCAAGUUCUCCGGCCGCGCUUUCUCGGCACUCCAUUUUUCAGACGCUGAGAGGCAGCGCGCCGGCGCCCAGCCCACCCUCGACGGCGCCGCCGCCGCCGGCCCGGCGCCGCCCGUGCCAAAACACAACUCGCCGUCGUCGGCGGCGAGCCCCGGCGACCGAGACCAGCCGGGCCGCGGCGAGCGGGCGCCGUCGCCCAAGCUGUUCCUGUGCUGCGUGUGCGGCGCCUUCUCCACGGACGACCCGGACGAGCUGGCGGCGCACGCCGGCUCGGAGCGCCGGCUGCCGGACGGCGAGUGGCGCGCGGUGACGGGCGAGGGCGCCCACGCGUGCCGCCUCUGCGGCUACGUCACGCCGCUGCGCGCCAACUUCCAGCUGCACUGCAAGACGGACAAGCACGCCGCGCGGCACCAGCUGGCGGCGCACCUGCGCGAGGGCGGCCGGGCCGACGCCGUGGCCGCGGCCGCCGCCGCCGCCGCCGCCGCGGCCGCGGCGGCGUCGGCCGGAUCGGGGACGGCCGGCAUCGCGCCGGCGCUGGUGCAGCUGCGGUGCUGCGCCUGCGACUUCGUGGCGAGCGGGCUGGACAGGAUGGGGCUGCACGUGGCGGGCCGGGAGCACCAGGCCAGCGUGCUCAUCUACAAGCACCUGCAGCGGCUGGAGGCCCAGAGCGCCGCCAAUCCGCCGCCGCACGGCGAGCCACCGCCGGCGCCUCCGUCGCCGCGCUCCUUCCACUGCACCAUCUGUGCCUGCUCGGCGCUCGACAAGCUGGGCCUGGUGCGGCACGCUCGCUCCGGCGAGCACCGGCGGCGCGAGGGCUCGCUCCGCGCUCUCCUCCGCCGCCCGGCGCCCUCGGGCUCCGCGUCGGACGACUGCUACGACGACGACGACGACGACGACGAGGAGGAGGAGGAGGAGCAGCUCGACGACGACGACGACCAAGAACGACCGGACGACCGCGUCGAUGACGACACGGCGGCGGCGGCGGCGGCGGCGAGACGAAGCGCCAGGAGGAGGAGGAGGAGGAAGAGCGGCACGGAGGCACCGGCGCGGUCGUGGGACGACGACGCCGACGAGGAGGAGGAGGAGGAGGAGGAUGAGCUCGAGCUGGGCAGCAUCUUCUGCAUCGCGGACGGGGAGCUGUCGCCCGACGGAGAAUUUACGGAGAAAGGAAAUUCGGACGAGAGCUCGCUCGACAGGAACUCCGCCGCUGGCACCGAAGAGAAGAGGGAGCGCUCCGACGCCGAGCAGGCGCGGGCGUCCUUGGCGGAGAAGCGAACGUCGCCGCUGGACGCUCCGGAGCGCCUGAGCCCGGCCAAGAGGUCAAAGCCCCCGGAGGACAAAACCCCACCGCGCGACCAGACGCACAUCGCCAGGCAGCACUCCUCCCUGCGGCAGCAGCACCAGCAGCACCAGCAGCACCAGCAGCAGCAGCAGCAAGCCCCGACGGCGCCGGCGCCCGGCAAUGGCGGCGGCGGCGCGGUGCCCAUGGCACCGGCGGCCGCCCUGCUGCGCUGCCCCCUGUGCCAGGACGCGCUGAGCAGCCGCAUCCACCUGCAGCUGCACCUGACCCACCUGCACAGCGUGGCCGCCCACUGCAUCCCAUGCUCAUGCAGACGGUCUCCGGUGCCGAGAGCGCCGUGCAAGCGACGCGUUUUUCCCCGGCGUUGGCGUGGCCGCCGACGGAAGCGAGCGCCGACAAGAGCCGCGGCGCGGCGAAUUCGGCGGCGACGACCAUAGCCACGGUGGAAAACUUCGCCUACACAGGCGAGGAUGGUGAAAAGUCCGAGAGGCCCGGCACGUCCCGAGAGAAGGCCUCGCUGGGCGUGGGCACGAGUGGCGACCAGAAGGGCUUCCUGUGCUGGAAGAAGGGGUGCGGCCAGCAGUUCGCGACGCCCGG